GCGUGAUUACCACAAGCUGAAUAAAAAACAAAAAACCUCACCCACUUUGACCGCGAUUUUGUUGCAUUUUAGGGUUUAUAACACUACACAAAAUUUACUUAACCCUUUUUUAGCCGGCACCAGUAAGUUUUGAAAAACAAUAUUUGUAGUGUUAUUUUGAGAAGUAGAAAAUGAAUUAUUCGAUGGUAGCUAUGCGGUCGGCUUUUACGGAUGGCGGUUGCUUUUCGACGUUUCAGGAUAAAUGCAAAUCACUGACAGUUGCGAAACGGCCCACGAGGGUUUUCGUGGCAUCUGCUCAAAAAACGGAUAAGCCUAUCAAAGUUGGUAUUCUUGGAGCCAGCGGGUAUACUGGUGCAGAGCUUAUCAGAUUCAUUGCAAAUCAUCCUUACCUUCACAUUUCUCUGAUGACUGCUGAUAGAAAAGCCGGUCAAUCAAUUGCAUCGGUAUUUCCUCAUCUGAUCACACAGGAUUUGCCAGAUUUGGUUGCUAUUAAGGAUGCAGAUUUUUCUAGUGUAGAUGCUGUAUUUUGUUGUUUGCCACAUGGCACGACUCAGGAAAUAAUCAAAGGUCUCCCAACUAAUUUAAAGAUUGUUGAUCUUUCUGCGGAUUUCAGAUUACGAGAUAUCAAUGACUAUGAAGAAUGGUAUGGUCAGCCUCACAAAGCAUCAGAAUUGCAGAAUGAAGCUGUUUAUGGUCUUACAGAACUAUAUAGAAAUGAAAUUAAAUGUGCACGCCUUGUUGCAAAUCCUGGAUGUUAUCCUACUUCUAUUUUGCUCCCCUUUGUUCCCUUGCUCAAGGCCGGCCUUAUUGUAUUGCCAAAUAUUGUUAUCGUCUCACACUCUGGAGUUAGUGGAGCAGGACGUAGUGCAAAAGAGGCAAAUCUAUACACGGAAGUAUCUCAAGGGAUAUAUUCUUAUGGCAUCACAAGGCACCGUCACGUCCCUGAAAUUGAACAAGAAUUAUCCGUUGCUGCAAAUUCACAAGUAAUCAUCAGCUUUACCCCUACGUUAAUGCCAAUGAGCCGAGGCAUGCAAUCAAAUAUAAAUGUACAAAUGGCUCCUGGAGUUUCAGUUGAGGAUCUGAAGCAACACUUGGAGGGCUUCUAUGAGAAUGAAGAAUUUGUAGCGGUGCUUCCAGGUGAUCAAGUUCCACACACCAAAUAUGUCCAAGGUUCCAAUAGUUGUCAUAUGAACGUCUUCCCUGAUCGCAUUCCUGGGAGAGCAAUAAUUAUAUCUGCUAUUGACAAUCUUGUUAAGGGAGCUUCUGGUCAAGCUUUACAAAAUCUUAAUUUGAUGAUGGGAUUUCCAGAAAACACUGGGCUCAGCUGCAUGCCCUUGUUUCCUUAGAUGCAUCAUUACAGUAUAAUGAAGAGUGCCUGGUCCAUCCGAGGAAUGUCAUCCAGGUAAGAUUUCUGGCAUCAAAGUAACAUUUUGAGGGCAAUUCUGAUAUCAUGUGUAAUUCUUUCGUGUUUUUUGUAGUCUUAGUUAUUCAGAGGUGGUUUUUGAUGUAUUUGUUUUUACGUUAUUCCAAAAUCCUACCAGAUAAUAUAUCUGAUUUUUGUUCAA
Molecule: messenger RNA, 1565 nt
Organism: Erigeron canadensis
Lineage: Eukaryota; Viridiplantae; Streptophyta; Magnoliopsida; Asterales; Asteraceae
Product: probable N-acetyl-gamma-glutamyl-phosphate reductase, chloroplastic
Exons: 15
Coding region: 171-1346 (391 amino acids)
Biological process (GO): L-arginine biosynthetic process
Molecular function (GO): NADP+ binding; N-acetyl-gamma-glutamyl-phosphate reductase (NADP+) activity; protein dimerization activity
Source: RefSeq, a predicted model, not a curated record